UCGACGGGUGUAGAGUCGUCUCGGCAAGCAGAAGAUUGCAAUCGUGCGUAAUAAGAGACAGCGCAAUGGCAAGGCAGUGCCUAAGGAAUAGGUCGAUGUUGGGACCAGAUGAACACUGGGGGACCUAUUCUACUCUUGCUGUUCUUAUGGCUUCUUUAGCUGUCACUGCUGCUGUUACAGCUACCGGACCCACCAGGAUGGAAACGUCGAUGUGUGCCAAGACUGACCCGUUAGCAGUGUGCAUGGUGAAGCAAGCCCAGUGCGCGCCCCUGGACGGACUGUUGGCACCCUUACUAGGCACACCUGACCUCAUCACAGCGUGUGCUAACACAACAGGUGUACCACUCAAAUCUGAUUUCUACUCUAGCAUUGGUAAGGCUGUGGUGACCGGUGUUCCCAGCAGCCUAGGAAAGAGGCCAACUUCUGAUCCCGUAGCCAACCUGGUCAUCAGGCGCUGUGUUCUCAACGCUACCGACAUGCUGGCAGCAGAUGGUACCCUUGACCGCAGUGUCGUGGUGACGCAGGUGGCACUCCUGUCGCCUCCGGACCUGGGUGCCGCCGUGGCCGUCGCCGCCACCACCUGCCCGGAGCCCGUCUCCUACCAGACCUCGGGAUUUAUCCAGUGCCUCAAGAAAGCCUGCGUGGCCAGUGCUCCUGGACCUGCCAGUGCUCCUGGACUUGCCAGUUCUCUCACCUCCUCUGUGGAUUACUAG
Molecule: messenger RNA, 713 nt
Organism: Procambarus clarkii (red swamp crayfish)
Lineage: Eukaryota; Metazoa; Arthropoda; Malacostraca; Decapoda; Cambaridae
Source: RefSeq, a predicted model, not a curated record